Oncorhynchus masou masou (cherry salmon) is the source of this 885-nucleotide messenger RNA. RefSeq names its product adhesion G-protein coupled receptor G7-like. The transcript is spliced from 5 exons. The record is from RefSeq and is a predicted model, not a curated record. Gene Ontology annotation, biological process: cell surface receptor signaling pathway; G protein-coupled receptor signaling pathway. The coding region runs from base 89 to 766 and encodes 225 amino acids. NCBI's taxonomy places the organism in Eukaryota, Metazoa, Chordata, Actinopteri, Salmoniformes, Salmonidae. Gene Ontology annotation, cellular component: membrane. Gene Ontology annotation, molecular function: G protein-coupled receptor activity.
GCCCUGUACUGCAGUGGCGGUCCUGCUGCAGUACUUCCUGUUGGGGACGUUCACCUGGAACACGCUGUACGCCACAAAUGUCUUCCUGAUGAUCAGAAACAGCCUGACCACCAGCCCGUCACACUUCACAGCCUAUACCGUGGCCAUCGGAUGGGGACUGCCUGCGGUUGUGGUGGCCCUCACCUUAGGAAUUAGUUACAGAGUGGAUGAUCCACUGGGUUACAGGCAGGAGGAAUUUUGCUGGCUUGCUGCCCUCGAUCCAAAGGGGAACUUUGACUUCAAGCUGCCAAUGUUUUGGGGGUUCCUGAUCCCUGUGGCAUUCAUGCUUAUGUUCAACACAGGGAUGUUGGUAUAUUUUGCAGUUACAACGUGCAAGACCAACCCACAUUUAACUAGUACAAGACACACAUCGAUGAAGAAGAAGUUCCUCAGUAGCUUCUCUCUGGCUGUGGUGCUCGGUCUCUCCUGGAUCCUGGGCUAUCUGUUGCUCAUUACACAGAACCAGACCAUGUACACCAUACUCAACAUCUCCUUCUGUGUUCUCACCACCACUCAGGGUUUGCAGAUUUUCAUUUUGUUCACAGCAAGAACAGCAAUUGUCAAGAAAAAGAUGUCAAGUACUUUGAAUUCUGUCUCUAGUGUUGGGAUCCCUCUUCACACUAGGAAGUUCAGUCUAUGGCCAGGCGAGCACAGUGAUAAAGUAGAAUCAUACACACAACAGGACACUGUGUUAUUUCCAACUUGUUCCUCACAGACAUCUAACUGAUGGGCUGCAAGUUCAAACCUAGUUUGUAAAACUUCUCCUCUUGUACUAUAAUAUACAAUAUACUGCACACAAUUUUGUAUCCACGUAGAGUAUAUUUACUGUGAAGACUAAUCCCUCAG